AUGUCGCAAUAUUCGUUUGCUUGGCAACAAACGGUCCAUUUAGAGGUGGCCUCGAACUUGAGCACUGAUGAGUUUCUCAACGCCUUCAAGAGGUUUACUGGACGGAGAGGCAACCCUUCAGAUGUCUUUUCUGAUAACGGCACCAAUUUCGUUGGCGCAAAUCGUGAGCUAGAGGAGCUUCGAAAGUUGUUCAAUCAAGAGGAACAUCAGUGCAGAAUAAUAAACGAGACAUCUAUGGAUCAAAUCAAGUGGCAUUUCAUCCCUCCACGAGCUCCUCAUUUUGAAGGACUUUGGGAAGCUACAGUCAAAUCGUUCAAGAGGCAUUUCAACAAAAUCGCCUAUAAUGUUACACUCAGAUUUGAGGAGGCAUCAACUUUGGCCAUCCAGAUAGAAGCCAUUCUCAAUUCGAGACCAUUAAUUGCCGUAUCUCAUGAUCCCAAUGAUUUAAGUUAUGUUUCAGCAGGCCACUUCCUUAUAGGCGACGCGAUAGUAUCAUAUCCAGAACCAAACAUAACUCACAUAAAGACGAACCGGUUGUCGAGAUGGUAA
Cyphomyrmex costatus is the source of this 549-nucleotide messenger RNA. RefSeq lists its product as uncharacterized. The coding region runs from base 1 to 549 and encodes 182 amino acids. The transcript has a single exon. Gene Ontology annotation, molecular function: nucleic acid binding. NCBI's taxonomy places the organism in Eukaryota, Metazoa, Arthropoda, Insecta, Hymenoptera, Formicidae. The record is from RefSeq and is a predicted model, not a curated record.